Molecule: messenger RNA, 3319 nt
Organism: Xyrichtys novacula (pearly razorfish)
Lineage: Eukaryota; Metazoa; Chordata; Actinopteri; Labriformes; Labridae
Source: the annotation of a GenBank genome assembly
AUGUGGAACCAAGGUAAGUUCACAAAUUUCCCAAUCAGUCUGUGAAAAAAGGACUUUGAACGGCGUCUCUGCUGUCUUGAUGAGGUUUGUAUUGUGCUUUCACAGCAUGCAGUCAGUCUCCUGCUGCGAAACGCAGCCACAAAGGAGUGAUAUCAAAGGUGUGUCUAUUUCCUGUCGAUACCUGAAACAAUUGUAAGGAUCUGAAGGAAAUGUUGUCCUGUAGUCUUGAAUGAAUUCCUUCACCCUGAUCUCUCCACAGAGCGCAUGUCUUCAGAUUUUACCGUGCACUGUGUCUCAGCUGCUGUCUGCUUCUCCAGUCAGCAAAGAUUCUUUUGCGUUCUGCGACCUGGGACUCAACCAGGUAAGAGCUGGAACACAAAGAGCCUAUUUCAGGAUGCAAAGAAGACAAGUCUACACAAUCCAAUCACUCAAUUUCUACACAAAUCUGUUAAUUGUGCAGGGUUCAAACGGAUGCUCGUUUACCAACAGCUGUCAAUGAGAUUAACUCUACAAUGAAACUUGGCUUAUUUGGAGAGAGUCUAAUGUAGGGGUGUCCUGAUACAACUUUUUUUUUACCUCUGAUACGAUGCCAAUAUUGUAGCCUGCAAUAUUGGUGAUACCAAUAUUGAUCUGAUAUUAGCACAAACUUGUGCAUGACAAGUUUUGUAUUUAACUGUAACGUCUUUUCCGACCUAAACAAAAAAUACCACCACACGGCUGACAUCACCCCUACUCCCUGCUACUUUGUUAGUACUUUAGUACACACUGUUGUUGUAAUCACGUGGGCUCUGCAUGCUGGAUCUGGGCACUGCUAGAUAAGGGUGCUGGAGCACAGUCUGGAAUGAACUUCUUGUACCAGAAUGCUGAUUUUAGAUAUGAUCUAAUAUCAAUAUGGGAUCAGGACAUCCCUAGUCCAAUCCAAACACUGUCAAUGUAAAUAUAUGCUCUACUAAGAAAUUGAUUGCCCUUUGCAGUCAGAAAGCCUAUUUGUGUUUAGUCAGGUCUGUGAGCUUCGAAAUGGACAAAAAUACAACCAUUCAAACCCCGACGCUUUUCAGUAUCGACACUUUUCUAAAUCAGAGGAUACCAGUGGAUCACAUACAGUCUGCAGCACUCGGCAACAAGAGUUUAUUACCUCACUAAACCCAGAUAUUAGAGCAAUUUUCUGCAAUCUUUACAAAUUUAGAAAACCUAUCAAGUAAGACAAAAGUGCAUCUUCACUGUCAUUUAACCAAUUGUACAUUCAGCAUGUAUCUUAUGAAAAUACUCUUCGCUAGUUGCUGAAGGACAGAGCAACAAAAACUACAGCCAGAGCUGUACCAGUCAGAAAAAGUACAGUGUUUUUACUUCAAAUUUCCAAACUGUCUUGCAACAAUAAUAUAAAAUUCACAGUAUAACAGUGACUCGUACAGCAUUGACCUAAUUAUGGGAUCUGUGCUGCAGGUUUCAAUUAUAGGACGUAUACGCUCACUGGCAUUCAAAACUCCAUCAGAAAAUCUGGCACUUUAUUUACAGCCAAGUUUAGAAGGAGGAAGAUAUACGCUCACUAAAGUGGCCAAAUUCAACAGCUUAAUUCCUUAUGAGGAUAAAUACCGAUGCUGUUUCUUGCUGCAGGUGUCUGUGGUGGGCAUUAUCAGAAGACAUGCUCCCUUUAAGAGCAACAUCCAGUACUCUGUGGAUGACAUGACAGGUCCACCUCUUAAUGUGAAGCAGUGGAUCAACUCUGAGGAAAGUAGCAUCCACGGGGUCUUCUCAGACCUACCGUGAGAAAUCAGAUGAGCACUUACAAGAAAAACUGUUUUUUAAAUUUAAUUAAAGGGUUCAAACUGUGUUUCCCAUAGUGUGGUGCUCCAAUGUCUCCUGGGACGUAUGUGAAGGUGAUUGGAAAUCUGCGCAAUUCCAGAGUAAGUGAUAAAACAAGGGUUCAGAAAUGAUAAGAUUAACCUGGGUGGAAAACAAAUAUUUACAAGCUAGUGUUGUGAAUUGAACCUUUAAGUGUACUCAUGCUUUUUACGUGUUGUUAAAUUAGGGUCAAAGGACGUUGUUGGUGAUGAAUAUCCGCAGUAUCGAGGACCUUAAUGAGAUCACAUCCCACAUGCUGGAGGUUGUACAAGCCCAUAUGCAUAUUUUUGGAAAGGUACAGGAGCACAUACAAAGUUUUGAUAAUAGGCUUUUGACAAACUUUAGUUUUUCAGGGUAAACUGCAAAGUUUUAACAAACUUAAAUUUUGGAGUUUAACAGAGCUUGAAUUAUAAGAUUGAAACUAAAACUAGAUUAUUUUCCUGAUUGCAUAAAAGUGGAGAAAUUGCUUUCAGAUUCUCCACAAAACUUUUUUUAAUGAUUUGUUUUCUGUGUGUUUAUUUUCCUCCAGGCUUACGAUGUGAAUAUGAACAUCACUGCAGCCGGUCCGUCUACAAAAGUCCCUGGAAACAGUAGCAUUGGUGAAUAUCCUGAAGACAUCUUCCCAAAUGAUGUUACUGAAGUUCAGGAUAAGGUGGGUGGGUUUCACUGUUCAGAUUAACCAAUUUACAGACCUGGUUUACAGUGCGAGUGACUUGCAGUGGUAUUUAGUGUUUUAAAAUUCUUCAGGAAUAACCCUUUGAAUGUGUAGUUUAAGGACACAAAAGUUUAGUCCAACAUCUGAAUACUGAAAAUAUGAGCAGGUAUAUAUCACCAAAGUGGAACCCCUGAAUAGUGCAAAUCAUGUCAGGACAUCAGUGAGUAACUAAAUGAUUCAGAAUACCUGCUCAACAUAUUUACACUUACUGGAUAUUUUCCAUAUGCACCCCUGCAUAUUUUUUUUUACAUGCGGCAGGUGUCGUGUAAGAAAAGAGAACCAUAAAUACUGUAUUUCAUAGGAAAAAAACAUUUAAAAACUUUACGUAAUGAAAGUGAGAGAAAACUACGUUGUGUUUUCAGCCUAACAACUUUUUUACUGAGCUGCAGGGCUGUAUAGUAAUUUCUCGACUGCUUUCAAAGGUGUACAGUGUCAUCAGGAAGUUUUCAGUCCAGCACGAAGGCAUCGGUUUGAAUGACCUGAAGGGACAGCUGGAAUACAUCAGUAUGAGGGACAUCAGGUACCUCUGGACUUUAUACUACUUCAUACCAUUAUCCUACUACUUUUAUUCAUCAUGCAAGCGAUAUAUGAUAAUAUUUUUACAUUGGUUUAACGGUGAUUGGCCCCUGACUUACUGCAGCAUAUGCUUCAUCUCUUUAUUUCCCUUUUUUGUGCAACAGAAGAUCUUUGGCGUUCCUGUUCGAUAGAGGUCAUAUCUUCUCUACCAUUGAUGAGCAUCAUUUCAAGUCCACAGAGUAUUAG